AUGGACAAGAUCAGUGAGUUACCCGAUGCAUUGCUCGUGAAGAUAUUAUCUUUUGUUCCUACUAAAGUGGCUGUAUCGACUAGUAUUUUGUCGAAGCGAUGGGAUUUUGUUUGGAUGCUGUUGCCAAGACUUGAGUUCAGUGAUAGAUAUUCAUCACUGGCUAAAAGCGAGAGAUUACAGUGUUUUCUUGACAGAAAUCUGCCAUUACAUAGAGCUAUGGUUAUAGAAAGCUUCUGUCUCAAGUUAGGUAAACAUUCUGUGGGUUCAAGUAGCAACCUAUGGGUUCAAGUAGCAACAUCUCGUCACCUACGUGAGCUGGAGAUUUGUGUUCAUUCUUGGGAGAAUAAAUACAUUUUGUCUAGUAGCGUGUAUACUUGCAAAUCGCUAUUGAUCUUGAAGCUCAGUGGUGAUAUUCUCAUGGAUGUUCCUCGUAUGGCUUGUCUUCCCUCUCUGAAAUCCUUGCAACUUUAUGAUAUGAGACGCGUUGAUGACAAAUCUUUUCAACGGCUUCUUUCAAGUUGCCCUGUUCUUGAAGAUCUAUUGGUGUCUACACCUUACUAUGACUAUCGGAGAGAUUUCACUAUUAUUGUCCCAUCUUUGAAGAGGUUAUCACUCUAUAUACCUUCGGAGUGUCAUUUAAAUGGCUAUGUGAUAGAUACUCCUUCAUUGAAGGAUUUCAAGGUCAUCUGUGAUCACAUAGAUGAAGUAUACAUCGGAGACGCACACGAAAUCCUUGAUCUCAAUAGUAUUUUCGUAUCAGUCACAUCUGUUAAGCGUCUGGAAAUAUGUUCAAAGGUUUUGUAUGGUAACGAUUUUACCCUCAACCAGCUUAAACAUCUAAAGUUAUGUGUAUGCAGAGAGUAUUCGUCGGAUUUCCUUGUCCAGUUUCUCAAAGAUUCUCCUAAAUUACGAGAACUAGACCUCUUCAUGAUGGACGGCCAUGAAUAUGAUCGCAUUCAUAUGGAUUUCUGGAACCAACUAAGUAUUGUGCCGGAAUGUCUGAUCUCGAGUCUACAAAUUUUCAACUGGUCACAAUAUUUUGGAAGUCCAGAAGAGAGAGAUAUUGCGGUUUAUAUCUUACAAUACGCACGUCGCUUAGAGACUGCAAAAAUCUUGGAUGAUUCAUGUGAUGUUCCAAAUCUUGAGAUGCUCAAAGAACUAACACUUUCUACGCGAGCUUCGACCACAUGCCAACUUGAAUUUAUAGAGGAUUAA
Microthlaspi erraticum is the source of this 1215-nucleotide messenger RNA. The record is from the annotation of a GenBank genome assembly. NCBI's taxonomy places the organism in Eukaryota, Viridiplantae, Streptophyta, Magnoliopsida, Brassicales, Brassicaceae.